AUGAGUGCGGGACCGUCAGCGGAGGCGCCGGAGGAAUACGAGGGGCCCUACAAGGCUGAGCUCGAGGCGCCAUUACUCGAGAUCUUCGUGCAGCCUCCCACGAAAGUGCAUUACGACGAGGCCUUCCCUUGGCCGCUCGUCGUCGGCAGCGAGUACGCCGAACACGAGGGCUUGGAGAUCAAGGCUUUCCUGCACUAUAUCCGUCACGACAAGGCUGGCAUCCCACGGCCGGAUUUGCCAGAUUUCUGCUCGAUCGGUGUGCACAUUUCCAGCACUCUCCAACUCCCAGAGACCGACGGCAAGAAGUUGUGGUCAGGCGAUUAUGGCUAUGCAGUGAUCCCUGUCACGUUUGCUCAUGGCCCCAACCAGAGCUAUGGAUGGUUCAAGAUCUGUCUCAUCCGCCAGACAAUAGGUUCUACCAAUGAGCUCGGUGAAAAAGACUAUGGCAGUUUGGAAGAGUUUUACGAGUUGUGCAAGAACAAGAAGCACGUCUUGGCGGAAACGGCCGAGUUCGAAGUAGUACCGACACCUCUUGGCGUGAGAUAUGCGGACUCGAAGCCAUUCCCAGACGAUAUGUGGGCGGUGGGAGAAUUGAAGAAAGCCGACAACUUUAAGUCUAUGCUGCCCGAGCUGAAGACCGUACCGGGCGACUUAGGGCUACCUACAUUGGUACCGAUGCCAUCGCUCCACUUCCCGGUGUAUUCCUACGUCAAGAAUGUGAUCGAAUGCGGUCAAGCAUUCCACCCGCCGCUCGUCGUUCAAGUGAGAAGCUUACCGCGAAACGAGGUUUUCUCUCCCGUAAUCACCAUAUCGCCCCUCGCUCCAAGACUGAACGGCAACUACAUCGACGAGGAGCAGACCGACGAGGAGCAGACCGACAAUGAAUACACCAAAGAGGAAUACACCAAAGAGGAAUACAUGCUCAAAGGCCAGGUUCAACACAUCGCAAGAAUGUUGCCCGAUGCCGUGACGGACGAGAGCUACGCUGAACCCUAUCGCUAUGCGAUUUUCGACGGCAUGACCUUUGCAACAAGCUCGAAAGACGGCGAAGGUUAUAGAUUCCGGGCAACGCUCCAAAAGGAGAAGGGGUCUGAUGAUGAAAAUGAGGACGAAUCCUCCGACGAGGGAACUGUUGUUGGUGAAGAUAAGAAGUCUGUUCAUAAAGAUGAGAAGGCUGCUGAUGAAGAUGAGACGUCUGCCGAUGAAGAUGCGUCUGUCGCUGAAUCUGAGUCUGUCGCUGAAUCUGAGUCUGCCGAUGACUCUGCGUCAGAAUACUACACCGAGGAAGAAAGGGGCAACUAA
Messenger RNA from Anthostomella pinea, 1302 nucleotides. Lineage: Eukaryota; Fungi; Ascomycota; Sordariomycetes; Xylariales; Xylariaceae. The record is from the annotation of a GenBank genome assembly.